GCGGGCGCUGUGGUCUGGGGCGGUUGUGCGAUGCUCGCUCCCAUGAUGUUCCCCGGUACAGAGGAUGAGCUGGAUAUGCGAGUGCCGCCGAUACAACUAGAACAUCUACCUGAAGUGUUCCUAUUAUCCCGAAAUGUGGUGGAUGUCACGAGAUGAUCGUAGACCGCUACGUCCUCAAAGUAUCAGAUCGCACUUGGCACGCGGGUUGUCUUCGCUGUGUGGAGUGUCGUGCAAUGCUCUCCGGGAAGUGCUUCGCAAGAAAUAAUCAGCUCUACUGCACUGAGGAUUUCUUCAAUCCUAGGCGGUUCGGUACAAAAUGUGCAGGGUGCGGGCAAGGAAUCCCGCCGACGCAAGUAGUUAGACGGGCGCAGUCCCAUGUUUACCACCUGCGCUGCUUUGCGUGUGCGGCUUGCGCCAGAACUUUGAACACAGGCGACGAAUUCUACUUAAUGGAGGACGGGAAGCUUGUGUGUAAACCUGAUUAUGAAGCGGCUAGAGCUAAAGGAGAUGGUUCCAUUGAUGGGGAUGCAGCGAGCAAAAGACCACGGACGACGAUUACAGCGAAACAAUUGGAAACCCUGAAAAGUGCUUAUAGCAGUAGUCCGAAACCUGCGAGGCACGUCCGGGAACAGCUGGCGCAGGACACCGGCCUGGAUAUGCGAGUAGUACAAGUCUGGUUUCAAAAUAGAUAUUAUUACAGAAGAGCAAAAGAGAAAAGACUGAAAAAAGACGCAGGGCGGACGCGGUGGUCACAAUAUUUCAGAUCCAUGAAAGGCUCGGGCGGAGGUUCACCCAGACACGACCGCUUACUCGACAAAGAUGAGCUUAAAAUCGACUUGGAUUCGUUUAGUCAUCAUGAGCUCAGCAACGACAGCUACAGUACGGCUGCAAUGGGUGGCGAAGAGGGUUCUCCCGCGGGGGUAGGGGGCUCCCGCUUCGGGGCCACUCCGCCGUACUUGCGCGCGCACUCGCCCCCCCACGCACAUUACCACUACCCGCCCGACCACCUAGUCUACACCAAUAUCGGUCAAGCCAUAAGCGGCGGUCUUGCUACCGGCGGUGCAUCAGACAUGAGCAGCUCGUCAUCCCCCGCUGCAGGUGGCUACCCCGACUUCCCCCCAUCACCAGACUCGUGGCUCGGUGAGCAUUAUUCACCUCGAGGAUAUCCCUAGCGGCGGCCACCGCCAGCGCACGGGCACUUAGCGCCCCAAACGCUGCCCGCGCCCUGCCCGCCGCAUAUUGCAUUGCAACCGCUCGAACUUGUUGUUAAACGUGAAAUGUGACUUAAAAACAAUUUCAAUAGCGGGUAAUACAGUUUUCAUUGAGUAGACGUUACGUACAGGUAUGGUUUAAAUUCUUUGCCACUACAAAAUUGUUAUGAAUUGUUAUUACUUAUUGAAUAGCGAGGUGAACAGCUCGAGUCCUUGGCCACUUAUUUAGCUGCACGUUUAUCUUUUAUGUGAGUGUGUGUUCGCGCUGUGACCAAUAACCGUUCGUUUUCUAACCGUUCUGAAGAGUUAUUAUAACACGAUUCAUCGAGUUAACUAUCGCGUUUAAAGUAAAUCUCAGAACAUUCUGUAGGUAUUGAAAAUUUCUUACGUUGAGUGUAGUUUCUAAUUUGAAUGGGACCCAAACUGAUAGCUCACGCUUAAAUGCUAAUGCUAAAAAUUUAGAGUCAUAAUUAUUGAUAUACGGGUUUGCUUAUAUGUAUAAUGAAACCUGUACUACCCAGAGUAAUAUAUAUAUAGUAUACAUAAGCGUUAUCACAUCCAGUACCGAUAAUCUGAUUUAUAAAAAUAUGAAGUAAAUUAAAAACUGAAUUGAUGAGAUCCAGGUUUUUGAAGUCCGUUAGAAUAAAAUAUCGUUACAGACUUCAAGGCAAUAAAUUAUAUAAUGAUAAUAAAUCUAACAAUACUUUUUCGUGCAAUGUUUUUACUAGGAUUGGUUUUUACUUAGACAAAUUGUUUUAAAAGUAAUUUAAAAGCGCAGCGUUGUAAACAUUUCGUAAUUUGUGUAAAUAUUAGAAUAUGUUUAAUAAAGUAACUAAUUUAUAUUGAAUUGUAAAUAAUUAAAUGUAUCUAAUAUGAUUUACGCAUGUACCUAUUAAGAAAUUCUGAUUAAAGUCUAAGGAGCCCUGUUUUAAUUCAAUGUAAUUAACGUAAUUACAUAAUCAAGUGUUUUAUUGUAAUGUAAAUGUUUUACGAUCACAUAUUUAACAGAAUACUGUAUAUACAAUGAAUGUAAUUAAAAAUCUAUCAAAUAGCUCAUUAAUUAAGUCCAUAGUAAUACUUUGUGCAAAGAAUCUAGUCGAGAGAUAUCAUAUAUUAUGUUAUAUGUAAAUAAAUAAUAAACCAUA
Molecule: messenger RNA, 2356 nt
Organism: Pieris brassicae (large cabbage white)
Lineage: Eukaryota; Metazoa; Arthropoda; Insecta; Lepidoptera; Pieridae
Gene: Lim3
Product: LIM/homeobox protein Lhx3
Exons: 7
Coding region: 153-1172 (339 amino acids)
Biological process (GO): regulation of transcription by RNA polymerase II; neuron differentiation
Cellular component (GO): nucleus
Molecular function (GO): RNA polymerase II transcription regulatory region sequence-specific DNA binding; DNA-binding transcription factor activity, RNA polymerase II-specific
Source: RefSeq, a predicted model, not a curated record